AGCUUUGCGGUUGAUGGUUCGCCUUGGACAGCCUUUCGGUCCAAUUUAGCAAUCGCGGCAAUGCGACGGACAAUCCAAGAGGAUCGUAGCGGACCAUGUCAUCAUUGCACAAGUCGGAAACAUAACUUCCAUUGACACAUGGACGUCGGUGCCGUAGAAAUACUAUAGGUCCGUGUCAUUUCCGUUGUACGAUUUACCUGCUGCACGAAACAAGCCAGUUUAUUCGAAUUCUUAAUCGCGGGCGUUUCGUUUGAUAGGCCCCCUAGUUGGACAGCCUUUUGGUGCGUUUUUGCUAUCACGGCAGCCCGACACAAAGUUCAAGAGAAUCGUGUCGGAUCAUGAUAUCAUUGACAGCUUAAAGAUAUGGCUUUUAUUAGCUAUACAUAUGAUGGACUCCAUCAGCACGCUAGAGAUACUGGAUUUGUAUGGAUCCUCUCAAAAAAUCUCACCUGUUCUGGGAGAGCGUUUAUCAUUUUCCAAAUCCACCUGCGAUUACGGUCGGCAAUAUCGAGCAUGGUAGUUCCAGAAGCUGUUGUGCUAUUUUCGUCACUAAAAUUGUUCACGAAAAAGACUUGCUCUGGAAAUUUGCGAAGGCAAAAAAGUCUCGAAAGGAAUCAAGCAAAGCCUAGGCUAGACCUCGACGAGGAUGACUGGGAGCUUCUUUACGUUUGGAAGUCCCUGGAUGUCGUCAUUGCAGACGAUACUAAUACUCACCAGAUGUUUGGAGCCUAUCUAUGCUGCACUGUAGUACUGCAAGAGAAUUUCGUUGAAAGUUGUCUUUGGCUCUCUACGGAGGUUGAUCUAAUUCUCUCACAGACUUACUUCUAUGCAGCUCUUGCUUCCAAAGGCUUCAGCGCUACCAUGAAGGAAAACUACAGGGUCGACUUGGAGAUAAAGCAUGACAAGUCUACAACUGACACAUGCGCGAUGAUAAUCAUUUUGCAUACAGAAAUCGAAAUUGAAUAGACGGAUAUAUAAUCGUGAGUAAUCUACUGUAACGCUCGCCAAAAGUCAUCCUCGCUUGGCUGAGGAUGACAACCAAUUUAGAUACAAUUACUCCCAUCUUUUCUCUUAUUUACCUUUAUUCGUCAUCAUUCUCUAAUGUUCUAUGCCCUACAGUAUUUAAACCCCUCGUUUACUUAGUAGUAGGGUAGUUGAUCUUUCCCCCCGAAUAUACUUUGGUU
Suillus bovinus is the source of this 1184-nucleotide messenger RNA. RefSeq lists its product as uncharacterized. The transcript has a single exon. NCBI's taxonomy places the organism in Eukaryota, Fungi, Basidiomycota, Agaricomycetes, Boletales, Suillaceae. The record is from RefSeq and is a predicted model, not a curated record. The coding region runs from base 364 to 966 and encodes 200 amino acids.